Messenger RNA from Phascolarctos cinereus (koala), 2798 nucleotides. The record is from RefSeq and is a predicted model, not a curated record. Lineage: Eukaryota; Metazoa; Chordata; Mammalia; Diprotodontia; Phascolarctidae.
UGAAAACAUGUUCGCCGCCGCUGCCGCCGCCACCACCUCUCCCUCUAGUAGCCACACAGAGCAGCAGCAGCAGCAGUUCCAGCAGCAGCAGCAGCGCCCCCUCCCCGCCUGCCUGCCGGCCCCUAUCUCCUCUCCCGUCUCCCCACCCCUCGCAGACACAGUGAGGAGGAGCAGGAGCGGCGGCGGCGGCAGGGCCCGGGGCUUGGGGUUCGCGCUGCUGCUGCCGCCUCCUCAGGAGCGCCGCGCGGGGGGCAAGACCAGAGAAGCCCUUAAGCUUUCGUCGCUGCCGCUGCUACUGCUGCUGCUGCCGCCGCCUCCGGGGAUCACACAGGCUUCUCCGUCCCAGGCUGCAGCUCUUGUUGCCAUGAUGAUGAUGUCACGGACGCAACCACUGGGGGGAGGAGGACCGCCAUUUCGUAUCCUGCAGUGGAGGCGGAGACGGCGCCCGGCGCCUCCGCCCGUUUUCAGAAGGAAAAAAAGAGAAUAUGACAGGAUUUUAUUCUGGGAAAACAAACUUAAUCAUAACUGAAUCUGAAGGUGAUGAACUCCAUACAUUAUAAUGGAACAGAUUAGAAAGCAAAACAGAGGCUACACUGAGACCUAACCACAAAAAACAUUGUGGAUGGACCUUUGCAGCAAGCACUGGCAUUUAAUACACUACAUCACCGUAAGGAGAAGAGACAGGCAGGAUGUGAGAAUGAGGAAGGUGAUGUGUGGCACAGAGUGCUGGACCAGUCAUAGACUUAUCCUCUCUAAGCUGUCCGUCACAUUCAACCAAAGUGGUGACCCCAAGGCAAGAUGGCUGUCAAGAGACUCAACUAUCAACAGAUUAGAGCACUUCUCUGAGCAAAAACAGUUCAUUGCUGACCUGAAGGGAAAGCUGAGUCAGCACACAGCAAAAGUGGAGCAGAAAAGGAGUGGGCAGCUUUCAGAGACUUUGUGUACAGCACCACACUUGCUCAUCUGGCCAGAACACUUGCAAACACCAAGAGUGGUUUGACAAAAAUGAUGGGGAAAUUCAGAAGCUGCUAAAUGAGAAAUGAGAACACAGGAUUUAUCAUCAGGACAGCUCAUCUGUCUCCAAGAAGGCAGUAUUUAGCUCCAUCAAAAUUAAAUUACAGGCAAAGCUUAGAGAGGCGCAGAAUUCUUGGCUCAGUAAGAUAGCAGAUGAGAUUCAAUUUUAUGUCAACAGCAACAAUCUGAAGUGCUUCUACAAUGCCUUGAGGAUUAUUUAUGGGCCAAGCACCAUCACUGCUGAUGGUGGAGCCACAUUGAUCAGUGGUAAGGACAUGAUCCUGGAGAGAUGGGCUGAACAUUUUCAAUAGUGUUUUCAACAGAUCAUCGUCAACCAAUACUGAAGCAACUGACUACAUGCCUCAGGUUAUAUAGUCAAUCCCUCUCUAGCCAAAGUUCCAACUGAAGAAGAAGUAUUGAAUGCCUUCAAGCUCCUCUUGAGUGGCAAAGUGCCUGGCACUGAUCCAUCCCAGCAGAGAUCUACAAAGCAGAGGGUCCACUGCUCAUACAGAAGCUGACUGAAAUCUUCCAGAUUGUAUGGCAACAGGAAGUUAUCCCCUGGGAAAUCAAGGAUGCCUCCAUUGUCCAUCUCUAUAAAGGAAAAGGAAACAAGUUGUCUUGUGACAAUCACAGGGGAAUCUCUCUCUUAGUUACUGCUGGCAAGAUUCUUGUCAGAGUCCUCUUUAACCAGCUGAUUCUUUACCUAGAAGAUAAUUAUCUGCCUAAGAGCCAUCAUGGCUUUAGAAAGGGCUGAGAAAUGGUUGAUAUCUUUGCUGCCAGACAAUUCCAGGAGAAAUGCCAGGAAUAGAACAGAGAUUUGUACACUGUGUUUAUUGACCUGACCAAGGCCUUGUUGCUGUCAGUCAUGAAGGCUUGCAGAAUAUCAUGGCAAAAUUUGGUUGCCUGAAGAAGUUCGUCAGUAUGAUACAUCAGUUUCAUGAUGGUAUGCUCUCAUGGGCUCUGAAUGAAUGACAAUACUCUAAUGCUUUCCUAGUUACCAGUGCAGGUGUGUGUGCUUGCUCCUCUGCUUUUUAGCAUGAUGUUUUCCGUGAUGUUGUCAGGCACCUUCAACAAGGAUGAAAACAGCAUCAAGAUGUUGAAGAUGCCCAAGGGGCCACUGGCCAUCUCUUCCUGCCAGGAUUCAGUGCAGCCUCCCAACCCACAGAAAAGGAUAUGUGACUGCAAGGACAUAUGAAAACAUGUAGACAUGUAAGAGAAAAUACAGCAGGACUCUGUGAAAUGUUCUACUCAGGCCCUGGAGAAUUAUAACAUAGAGGAGGACAUAACACAUCAACGAGGAGUUUGAUAAGAAGUACAACCACACCUAUCACUGCAUUGGGAGUAGGGACUUUGGCAGUUAUGUGACACAUGAAACUAAUUGCUUCAUGGACUUCUGCUUGAAUGAGCUGAGAUUUUUUUUUUAACAAUUCUAAGGAUAAUAAAAAGGAUGGGGGUUGUUGGGAAUGAGCGGGAAAGGAGGAGCAUUAGAGAAGGGAUAAAGACUGAAACCUGAGGUAGAUAGGAUAAUGAUAACUAAGAAUAUACAUUUUAUGUGAUUUCAACCUGCACUUAGAUAUGUACUAUGAACCUGGUCACAUAUAUUACCAAUUUGUGUACCCUUCCACAUAUGUGAUCCAGCCAUAUACAUUCUCUAUGUACAUGACUGUUCUCUGUUCGCCAUGUGUAUAUACUUUUCUCGCCAUUAUUAUAUGCAUUGGUAGGAGAAUAUGCUCAGAUUUAUGGGGAAAAUCCUUUAUUGCUACUUGUCUUACUAAAUGGUUUCA